UCAGACGUAUCAAUGAAACUGCGAGUGUUUCAAUUGUCAAAAUCAGUUUUUUUUGUUUAAUUUCUCUGAAAUAUUUUUGCUGUAAGAUUUAACCCGAGACCAUUUCGACAAUAAAAUUAUCAUUUCCGUUAAUUCACUUGUAGGGUUAGCGAUUCGACCGAACAAUUUUUAUUCGUAAAGUAAAUAUCAUCGUCUGUGAAACGCAACUUUCUAUAAAUUUUAUUUCGCAAUUUCGAGUCAACCAAAAAGUUGAUGUUGGACUGAUAAAAGUUUUGUUGUUGACUUGUAGGAUCACAAAAAAAAUGGAUACGGAAAAAUCCAAUAGCAGUUCAUUUGAAGAUUUAAGUUUAGCCAAUGACUUGAAAGAAUCAACUGAUAAUUUACCAGCCACAAAUGCCGACACAUCAGAGAAAAGAGUCGAUGAUGUAAUGGACAUUAUUGGAACUGGACAGUUGACGAAGAAAGUACUUGUCGAAGGUCAUCCGGACAUAAAGCCACAACGGGGCGAUAUAUGCAAAAUAAAUGCGAUUGGAAAAUUGGAGAAUGGAACAGUGGUUGAGAAUCAACAGGAUCUGAUUGUCCAUGUUGGUGACAACGAAGUGGUUCAGGGUAUUGACAUGGCAUUACCGUUAAUGGGAUUGGGUGAAACUGCGGAAGUUGUAUGUGAGUCACGGUUCGCUUAUGGGACAAUUGGUUUAAAAAACGAACAAAAUCCAUCGGCAUCGAUACCACCUGGAGCGAAAGUCACUUAUACCGUUGAACUGUUAAGUUGUGAUGAAGAGGGCGACCUUGAGGAUCAAUCAUUCGAACUACGUAAAUCUAUUGGAAACCGAAAACGUGAACGAGGAAACUUUUGGUACGAACGAAACGAAAGUAAUCUGGCAAUUCAAUUGUACCGGCGCGCAUUGGAAUACUUAAACGAUAAUGGACCCGGCAUUGAGAUUCCAACCAAAAAUGAUUUUACCAAUGCUGAGCUCCAGGAAUUGCUAGAGAUUCGUGUUAAGGUCUACAAUAAUUUGGCCGCUGCUCAAAUGAAAAUAUCGGCGUACGAAGCGGCUCUAUCGUCUGUUGAAAAUGUUUUAAGAUGCCAACCGGAUAACGUCAAAGCGCUAUUUCGAAAGGGAAAAAUUCUCGAGGCCAAGGGUGAAAUCAACGCUUCGAUUCCUGUACUACAAAAAGCUGCAACACUUGAUCCCGAUAGUAAAGCCAUUCAACAAUUGCUGGGUAAAUGCAUACUGAAAUCGAAACGUGAGGCGCGCAACGAGAAAGACAUGUACCAGAAAAUGUUGGGCCAAGCCCAGAGAAUUGAGGAAAAAAACCGUCGACCGGGACGAAUGUCGAAAAAUGAGGAUGUACCGAAACUCAAACUCUGGGGAUAUUUAAUAGGAUCAAUUCUAGUUGGUGUUGCUGGCGUGGCUAUGUACAGAUACAAAUAUUUUUAAUGAUUUUUUCUUGAAACCUCUACGACAUUUUCGUUUGCAAUUGGUUUAAAAAA
Molecule: messenger RNA, 1495 nt
Organism: Bradysia coprophila
Lineage: Eukaryota; Metazoa; Arthropoda; Insecta; Diptera; Sciaridae
Gene: zda
Product: peptidyl-prolyl cis-trans isomerase zonda
Biological process (GO): negative regulation of apoptotic process; protein folding
Cellular component (GO): mitochondrial envelope; endomembrane system; cytosol
Molecular function (GO): protein folding chaperone; protein binding; peptidyl-prolyl cis-trans isomerase activity
Source: RefSeq, a predicted model, not a curated record